Messenger RNA from Beta vulgaris subsp. vulgaris (sugar beet), 3076 nucleotides. Its product is annotated as diacylglycerol kinase 1. Gene Ontology annotation, molecular function: ATP-dependent diacylglycerol kinase activity. Lineage: Eukaryota; Viridiplantae; Streptophyta; Magnoliopsida; Caryophyllales; Amaranthaceae. The transcript has 8 exons. The record is from RefSeq and is a predicted model, not a curated record. The coding region runs from base 663 to 2840 and encodes 725 amino acids.
UAGACAAAACUUCAGAUUCUUUCCUCUCUUCUUUUGCUCAAAACUCAAAAGCAACCCAAAACAAAACCAAAAAAAGAUCAUUUCAAAUAUUCGAAAAACAACAAGUUUGUAACCCUAACUUUUCAAAUUCCAAUCUGUCGAAUUUGCUGCAAUUACAACAAUCUUCUAUCUCUCUCUACACAUUGCAGAUUUCAUUCGAGCUUUAUUUUAUAUCUAGAAAGUUCGAUUUUGAAUUUCGUAUUUGCAGCAUUAAUUUAAGUUACUUUUUCGUGAAAACAAAUUGAAGGAGUUUUUCGGCGAUUUCCCGAAAAUUGAAGGGUUUUCUGUAUAUUCUUCAUUCUUUGAUCUGGUGAUGAUUUAGUUCGUUGUUGCGUGGCACUUGGCAUUGACAGAUUCAGAGAAGUCGUAAAGGACUCUGUCCUUCGUGGUCGUCUGAUGGGGAGGAUAUGUCGAGAUCAGCGUUACUUUUUGUUGUUCUUGAUGGGGGCUGAGUGCUAACUGGAUAUGUGAAUUUGUGAUUUGUUCCCCAUGUUUUUUAAGUCUUGAAGUUUGUUGGUUAGCUAGUUAGGUAAUUUAUCAAGUGAAAAUGAGAGUAGCCUUUUAUAGAAGAUAGUUUGGUAUUUAUCGACCUUUAUAUGUUGCUAAAGGUUGUAUAUUGAAGAAUGGAUGAUCUUUCUGAAUUGUUGGUUGGCAAGAAUAUAAGUGAAGUGGGGGAUUCACGCUUUUUUAUUCUUUCUUGCUUCCUUGCUGGUCUUAUUGGGAUCUUGACUAUAGCGUUUACUGCUUUUCAAUGGAGAAGAAACAUCAAUUUGACUUGGAUGAAAGCUAUAGCGAGGUCCAAAAAAAAUCCCAAGUCAAGGAACAAAGCUCCUGAAGCUUCACAUACUUGGAAUUUGGAAUCUGUAACCCGUGCAAAAAAUUGGAAUUGUUGUGUAUGCUUAAAGUCCUUUACUCCUUCACAAACUCUUGGACCAACAGUGCCAUCAGACAGUUUCAUUUACCGAUGCAGCAUUUGUGGAGCAGCUUCUCACCUAAGUUGUUCCUCAAAUGCACACAAGGAUUGCAAAUGUGUUUCAAUGCUAGGCUGUGAGCAGGUUGUUCACCAAUGGGCUGUUCGAUGGGUUGAGAUUACAGAUCAAACUGAUGAAACUUCUUUCUGUAGCUAUUGUGAAGAACCUUGUAGUGCUUCUUUUCUCAGUGGAUCUCCUAUAUGGUGUUGCCUAUGGUGCCAAAGGCUAGUGCAUGUGGAUUGCCACACCAGCAUGUCUAAUGAAUCUGGUGAAACAUGUGAUCUUGGUCCUUUGAGAAGGUUGAUUUUAUCUCCGCUGUUUGUCAGGGAACUGAGCCGGUCAUCUUCAGGUGGAAUUUUGAGCUCAAUUACUCAAGGUGCAAAUGAAAUUGCUUCCACUGUACGUGGGCGUAUUAGAAGUCAAAGCAAAAAGCAUAAAUAUAAAAAUGGAUCUUCAACUGAUCAGGGAACUGGUAGUACUGCUUGUGAUGCAUCAACUGAUAGUACUUCAGGUACUAAUCUAACAGUUAAUGGAUCUCAUAUUGUGGAGGACAACUGUAUCGGUAAUGGCAGCACAGGAGAUCAAAAUUGUAAUGGAGAUCUAGAUAAACAUACAGAUCUAAAACCUGAUCUUAGGAGAAAUACAUCAAUUACUCAGAGAGAUGAUCAAAUUGUUCAAAAACAGAGAUACGUAAUCCUUGAUCUGCCAGCUGAUGUCAGGCCUCUGUUGGUGUUCCUCAAUAAGAAGAGUGGGGCACAGCAAGGAGACUCCCUCCGUGUGCGCUUAAAUAUGCUACUCAAUCCUGUUCAGGUUAUUGAGUUGGGCCCGAAUCAAGGACCUGAGGUCGGCUUGUACAUGUUCCGAAAGGUGCCGCAUUUUAGAAUACUUGUCUGUGGAGGAGAUGGAACUGUUGGUUGGGUCCUAGAUGCUGUAGAUAAACAGAAUUUUGUUUCUCCUCCCCCAGUUGCAAUUCUUCCAGCAGGGACAGGAAAUGAUCUUGCAAGAGUUCUUUCUUGGGGUGGUGGUUUGGGCUCAAUAGAGAGACAAGGAGGCCUCUGCAGAGUACUAGAUGAUAUAGAGCAUGCUGCAGUGACCAUUCUUGACCGAUGGAAGGUAGCUAUAUUAAAUCAGCAGGGAAAACAACUUCAACCUCCCAAAUUUAUGAACAACUAUCUAGGGGUUGGUUGCGAUGCGAAAGUUGCUUUAGAUAUACAUAAUAUGAGGGAAGAAAAUCCUGAGAAGUUCUACAGCCAGUUUAUGAACAAAGUCCUUUAUGCUAAAGAAGGAGCAAAGAUUAUCAUGGACAGGAUAUUUGAAGAUUUCCCUUGGCAAGUUCGUGUAGAGGUAGAUGGUGUUGAGAUCGAAGUCCCUGAGGACGCAGAAGGUGUUCUUGUGGCAAACAUUGGAAGCUACAUGGGGGGUGUGGACUUGUGGCACAACGAAGACGAAAGUUUUGGCAAUUUUGAUCCACAAUCAAUGCAUGAUAAGGUUUUGGAAGUUGUGAGCAUAUCAGGGACUUGGCAUUUGGGAAAGCUCCAGGUGGGGCUCUCCCGAGCACAGAGACUUGCACAAGGGCAAUCCAUCAAGAUUCAGUUAUUUGCUGCAUUGCCUGUCCAGAUAGACGGGGAACCAUGGCUGCAGCAACCUUGUACACUGCACAUCUCUCAUCAUGGCCAGGCUUUCAUGUUGAAGAGGGCUGCCGAGGAACCAUUUGGUCAUGCUGCUUCUAUACUCACAGAUGUGUUGGAAAAUGCAGAAUCUAGUCAUGUAAUUAGUGCUGCACAAAAGCGAGCGCUUCUGCAAGAAAUGGCGUUACGUUUGUCCACAUAAAUGUCUCUUGUAAUUUCGGUGCUUGGUUGUUUGUAGAGUGAAAUUUUGGCUGUGUAUAGCUGGCUCAUCCAUCUGUUUGUUGUAGGUUUCAGGAAAGGCAUGCAUGCGUGUGCAGGAUCCUUUCCCUGUUGUGUUUCGGGAAAUUUUUGUUAUCCUUUUCCCUUGAUUGCUAAAUGCAUAUCUGAUGUACAGGAGUAAAGCGUUUCAACAAUGAAAGUGGUUAUCAUUUUGGGAUC